AAACAUCCUGGCGUGUUACUGCUGCAGCUCCUGGUCCACUGAUCGAGUGCUCCCUGCCCCACAGCCUGUAUCUGAUCGUCAUACAGAGGUUUCCCCCCCUGCUGCAUGCGUAACAUCUCUCCAGGUCCAGCCGUGGUGCUCACCAAGACCUCGCCGCUUGGAUCUCAUCUUCCUACACGGAAUACGCACGACUCACGCAGCGAACCGCUCAGGCGAAAUUAAAACGCAAGGAUUUACCUCCCCGGGUUCAGUCCAGACCGAAACGAGGCUGGGAUUUCCUCUUAUCAUUUGAUAUUUGAAAGAUCCUCUUUUUUUGUGUGCGUGUGUGUGUGUGCGUGUGUGUGUGUUGGGUGGAGUCAACCCGGAAUUCUCCAAAUUGGAAAACCAUUGGCACAUUUCAGGAGCACCAUGAAGGACGGUAUCGCCAACAACAGCACAGCCAGCAUCUCCCACGCCAGGAAAGCUGUGGAGCAGCUGAAGAUGGAGGCCUGCAUGGAUAGGAUAAAGGUGUCCAAAGCAGCUGCAGACCUGAUGGCGUACUGCGACGCCCACAUACGCGAGGACCCCCUCAUCAUGCCCGUCCCCGCCUCCGAGAACCCUUUCCGGGAGAAGAAGUUCUUCUGCACCAUCCUCUGAUGACCUGCCGGUAGAGCUGUACGGCUGCAGGCAUGGCGUUGCCUGGCUUCUCUGUCUUCACCACACCUGAAGCUACUGGCCAUAGGCGUUGAGUUGAGUUUUGCCAGGUGGACACUCUGUUGUUGGUCAGCUCUGUCCUGGUGGCUAAAGGUUUUGGGGGAGUCAGCUACCAAACUGGCAACCCAGUGAGCGUAUCAUGUCUUGUUAAAUAGGUUCGUUAUUGCUUUGUUAUUAGAGAACAGCCUUGCUCAGUGCUUAAUGAGAUGAGAGAUGUUUUUUCUUCUUUUUUUUUCUUAAAUUGUGCUAGAUCUUAACAUGCCUCAGGAAACAGAAAUUUGCCCAGUGUCUAUGACUUUUUUAAACAGUUAUUUCCCUUCCCUUUAUCUGAAUAAAAGAGCGUUCAUCUUUGUAUUAUCUGGAACAUAAUUUAAGUUAGUUUUUUCACUUCCUUUCAGUGAACAGGUCUGACUAUUUGUAGCACCACUUACCGAAAGUACUACUGAAAUUUGACACUUCCCUUAUUAGUGGCUUCUCUUUUAAUUUUCCUCCACAGUCACCAAUGAACCUGCUCGUGUCAGUCCAGAAGUAUGUUCCCACGGACUCAGAUUAGAGCGUGGGAACAGAAACGUUAUCUCAUAUAGUAAAUUAUUUCAGUUUGUGCAAACUGCAUUCGUAAUAUGAAGGAGGUGGCUACACAUCGGCUCUGCUGCAAAUAAAUAAACAGAGUAUUUAUUGAAAGGUGUGGAGCUAACGUUUCAACAGCUAGAUGAGUUCUUCAGAGUUAUCACUGUGCAAACAACUCUUAAGUCAAAAAUAAUUUAUGAAUCUGCCACCUCCUUCCCAGGCCCGCUCUAAUGCAUUCUACCUUUACUGCGCUGUUUGAUUUACUCUUCAUAUAGGCUACUUCAAAUCAGAGAAACUGUCACUUAAUCCUGCAGCCCCCCCCCCCCCCCCCCCCCCCCCCCCC
Molecule: messenger RNA, 1603 nt
Organism: Micropterus dolomieu (smallmouth bass)
Lineage: Eukaryota; Metazoa; Chordata; Actinopteri; Centrarchiformes; Centrarchidae
Product: guanine nucleotide-binding protein G(I)/G(S)/G(O) subunit gamma-4
Exons: 3
Coding region: 409-636 (75 amino acids)
Biological process (GO): G protein-coupled receptor signaling pathway
Cellular component (GO): heterotrimeric G-protein complex
Molecular function (GO): G-protein beta-subunit binding
Source: RefSeq, a predicted model, not a curated record